GACCCAAGUGCCCAAAGCCGGCUUUGGUUUCAUGUCAGCAGCCUUCAACUGCCUUCCAAAAAUAAGCCCCUGCCGCCAUGCCGAGGGGAGAAAAACAAGAAGGGCGGUAUUUUUAGGGCCAUUAAUUCUGACCACGUGCCUGAGAGGCAAGGUGGAUGGCCCGGGGACAGACGCUGCUCAUCACUAUGUCCCGGGGAGCAGGACGUCCGCAGGGCACGCUGUGGGCUCUCGUCUUCCUCGGCGUCCUAGUGGGCAUGGUGGUGCCCUCUCCCGCAGGCACCCGAGCCAACGGCACGCUGCUGGCCUCAAGGGGCUGGGGCACCCUGCUGUCCAGGUCUCGGGCCGGGCUGGCCGGAGAGAUCGCAGGCGUGAACUGGGAGAGUGGCUAUUUGGUGGGGAUCAAGAGGCAGCGGAGGCUGUACUGCAACGUGGGCAUCGGCUUCCACCUUCAGGUGCCCCCCGACGGCCGGAUCAGCGGGACCCACGAGGAGAACCCCUACAGCCUGCUGGAGAUUUCCACAGUGGAGAGAGGUGUGGUGAGCCUCUUUGGGGUGAAGAGCGCCCUCUUCGUCGCCAUGAACAGUAAAGGAAAAUUAUACGCCACGCCCAGCUUCCAAGAAGAGUGCAAGUUCAGAGAGACCCUCCUGCCCAACAACUACAACGCCUACGAGUCGGACAUGUACCGAGGUGCCUACAUCGCACUGAGCAAAUACGGACGGGUGAAGCGGGGCAGCAAGGUGUCCCCGACCAUGACUGUCACACACUUCCUCCCUAGGAUAUGAGGACCCCAGAGGAAGGCUCACAGGUGGAAAGUAACGUCUUUUCUGUUGGAAUUUUGCACAAGUGGACAGUUCCUCCUCCCUCUAUGCCUCUUGAGUCGAGCUCCUUCUCUGCUUAGGAGUGGGGAGACCUGAACUGGUACCCAGAACCACCGGACCCCAUGGCGUGUGACCCACCCGAGGUAGGGGUUGCAGCUGGGCUCCUAGAAUGGCAAUGGAUCGAUCGAUCCCACGCUCUGACCUCGACUGAGGGGAGAAAGUCCAGAGACACUUGUGGAAGAGGACCCUGGGCACUGGAAAAGAAGGGGAGGAAGUGCGUGUGCUGACGUAUAUCCAUACAUCUCGGUCUAUGCGUGCAGACAUCUCAGUCUAUAUCGUCAGAGCCAGGGCAUCUGGGCAUCUCCGAACAGGUUUCUUCCUCCAGGCGUCGCCGGAAUCUGCCUGCAAGAAUGUCACCUGUCAGCCCAGCAGGAUCGAUGCGUGCUCCCACUCUGCCUCUUCCCAAUCACCUUCCCUCUCAGAGGCUGCUGACUCCGUGGGUUGCCCCGGGGGCGGGGGCAGGAAGCAGCUGUCCUCUAAAGUGCAGAGAGGGCAGGGUGACAGGGCGUAAGAUUUAGCUGCAGACAGAAAGACUGAGCGGGCGCUCGAGGCAUCCUGGGUGUGAGGGCUCUGGGGACCCUGGGACACAUUGUUGGGGAAGCUGGGGGAGACGAUAUCCCCCUUUUUUGGAGGAGAGGGUCGGAGCAGUGUGUGAAGCAACUGGUAGAAUACCGGCUAGAAGCAGCGGAAUGGACGGGGCCUCCUAGAGAGAGCCUUUCUGCCCGGAGGACUCAAAUGCUGCGUGUGGCUCCAAGAACAAGCUGCGGCCAGGCUGCCUGCCCGUAACUUUUCCUCACACUGAACUGGGUCUUAUUUUAACCUCAGAUGACAAGGAUCCUAAUAAUGGCAACCUCUUUGGCGAGCAUCAAGGGGUACAAAAUAGGUCAUGAAGGAAGUAGAGAGGUUUCAGACUUCAGAUGCUAAUUCCUCUCCAGUAACGUCCAGGAAACUCACCCAAGUUCCCAUCUGAUACUCUCACUUCCUUCUCAGCCGACCUCCCCCACACAUGCACCGGUGCCUGGAUGCAGUGGAAUUGGGCAUCGUGACGUUCAGAGCUUGCCCCCCGACCCCCUACAGUAGGAGAAGAGUGAUAAUCCGGUGAAAUGGAGCAUCCCAGCUGAAGCGGCUCCUUGCUGCCUCAAUGCCUUCUUGCCUCCUGGCCUUUGAGAGUAUUUAAAGCAAAGGUGCCCCAAGCGACUAUAAAUGUUGUCCGCCUGGAGCCUUUGGAUGCCUGAGCUGUUGGGACGUUCCUAAAUCUGAAACCAGAGAGACCCACGUCGGAGCACACAUAUUUUCAGUGGACGUGGACGGGCAGGUUACAAAAUGAGCUGACACCCUCUGUGACUCUCAGAGGCCCCGGCCAGCAAGACCAGCCCUUCCUCUGCUGCAAAUAUCCUCGCCUUUGACACACCUCUCUAUUUGCAGAUGCGUCCAGCUAUAGAUAGAGCCGGGAUGAGCUGAAGGCAAGGGCUGAUGAUCCAAGGGAGAGACACCCUGCUGGUCACCUCCUCUGCCCGGCACAUAUCAGGGCAGACAUGUGCUGGGGGAGGGACAAGAGGCUGCACCAAAGUGGGCAAAGAUGCAACAGUGAGAGCUCAGGAUGAGAGAGGACGCAGCCAAGUCUUGAAUGGAAACUGGAUGGAGCUGGGGUCUUGGUCAAGCAGAAGGGGAAAACAUCAGUCCAUCUUGACUGUUUGGAAUAUUUCAAAUGUAGAUCUGCUUGGAGGCAGGGGACAAAACGGAUUGUUCUUCGGGAGAUCUUGUCCUGAGUAACUGGUCUGUUUAACAGGGUACGUCGGAAACCGAUGCGCUCACAACCUGAGUGGUGGGUCAGCUCCCAAUAGGAUGCAGUGGCGUGUAGGGGGUCUGGGUGGGGAUGGAUGGAGAGCGAUCUGAAGAGGAGAAGGAAGUCACAGGUCCCAAAAUAUUGGUUCCCUUCUCCCCCAGGUGCUGAGCUCUCUGGCAGGAGAAGGCUCUUCUAAGGAGAGUCAUCAGGGCUCAGAUGGUUAGAUCUUUCCUGCAGCCCCCUAGAGGCUUAUAAAAGUGCCCAAAUCCUGACCAGGAGUUUCCUCAAAUGUCCAUUCCCAUCUCUGAUGCUGGAAGGGAGGAUGAGAAGCUCUCAAAUGCCCAGGAUCGGGCAGGCUUGAUGCCCGUCACUCCAGUAUAACGCAUUGUCCGACGACCCUGUGGGCAGCUGGGCGUCUGUUCUCACUGGUACCCGGGCCCAUGGUGUACUAGAGUUUCAGUACUUCAAAGAUCACCUCUGAUAUAUGGCUGAAUCAUUGACUCUUUAACAUCCUUCCCAUCCAGAGGAAUUCUCCCAGGGCUUUCCCUGUGACCUGUGAGCAACUGAGGCUUAGGGAAAAAUCAACCCCCGUCCAUAGACAUUGGGUCGGGGCACAAACAAAGUGAGGUCUGCACAAGUGUGCAGAGUUCUCUCCUUGCUCAUCCCCAACCGAGGCUCAUGCUUGGCUGUCAGCCCCAUUGGAUCUGAAAGGCUGCAGGGAGGUGGCAGAAGCAGGGGAACAGAGGUGGUCCCCACCUUCCCAC
Messenger RNA from Budorcas taxicolor (takin), 3428 nucleotides. It is a transcript of the gene FGF6, whose product is annotated as fibroblast growth factor 6. NCBI's taxonomy places the organism in Eukaryota, Metazoa, Chordata, Mammalia, Artiodactyla, Bovidae. The record is from RefSeq and is a predicted model, not a curated record. The coding region runs from base 156 to 782 and encodes 208 amino acids. Gene Ontology annotation, molecular function: fibroblast growth factor receptor binding; growth factor activity. Gene Ontology annotation, cellular component: cytoplasm. Gene Ontology annotation, biological process: regulation of cell migration; animal organ morphogenesis; cell differentiation. The transcript has 3 exons.